CAGCUGUCAACUAAGCGAUGACGACAUACUGUUUAUUGUCAUCCCCUGACAAAGACAAACACACCGAAAGAUUUUGGAGACUGUUACAUCUACGCAGUGGACAGAGAUUGUGUUACAAGCGCAUAGCAGCACCACGAAACAUGCAUACCUGUCUUCUGUGUGUUGUUCUGUGUUGUAUCGCUAGCUCAGCGACUGGUCAGCACCGUUAUAUUCGAAACGGACGUCAGAAUGGAAACCUUCAGAAUCAGAUGAUUCCAAACGGCCAACAACAACAAGGAUCGCAGAUGUCUCGGUAUCCGCACACUCUUCAGAUCAUUCCACUAGCAAACCUGAGGACGCCUCACAUCACCAACGCUAAUCACGCACAGCGUGUUCUCACCAGGAAUACCAACGCUAACCACGCACGGCGUGUUCUCACCAGGAAUACCAACGGCGGACACGUACCGAGACAGAGGCAACGGGUUCUGAUUCUGUACCCGCUGCAUGUGAUGUCUUCGGGUCGCCUUGCCGUCAGUGGUGUCCGGGGUGGCCGUCCCGCAAGUCAGAAGGCACUUCGGUCGAAUGGCAUUGUAAACGACCAUCGUCGUAUUGGACGACCUAGGUUCACAUCCAGCCAGAUCUCCCUGGUGAUCCCCAGACAGCUGAGACGCCAAUCCAAGCCCAGGACUGCGGCACACAUACGAGAGCCUGGUCCGACUAUCCGUCUCGGUCCGCGACUGUCUGUCAUCUAUCUUCAACCUGGGAAUAAAAGAUCCAAGUCUGGAAAUAAUGCAGGUCAGUAUAGUCUGAUUCAUGAUCUCAUCACAACACAUGGAACUCGUCAAAAUAAUAUUUUUACAAAACAAAACCCAUUGAAUGUUGGCACGUACUUCUUUAAAACCCACAAUAAUGGACGAAAUCUCCAAAUUGUACGUCUAGACAGUCCUAUUCUAGGAUCCAGGCAAAAGGAAUCACUUGUCAGAGAUGUUAACCUUGCUCGGAUUCUGAUACCACGAAGAGAUGCUCAAAGGGAAAGAAGCCGACUCCAGUUCUCUUAUCCACAAAAUGUCCAGCGGAGUAGAGUCAAACAUCCAAGACGCCACGUUCCACAGACGAGCAAGCUGACAAACAGUCUUAAGCACAUCGCCCGGCUCAGCGGCAGAUCUGAUCCUUACUUGAGCAUGUAUCCCAACCAGGUCAACGCCAACACUGCGGCACAGCUACAACAGUUGCAGGCAGUUUCAGGAUCCAAUGUUGCUGGCAGUCCAAGGUUGCCUCUAAACCGUAUGCAGACAGCAACUAACCAAGCGAGAUCUAUUCCUAAAGCAGGUACUCUGCAACUAGUGACAAACAACAAGACGUUAUAUCCUAAAGGUACUAUGCCAGGUCCUGCAAAUGUUAUGCAGACAUGGACUAAUCAAGCGAGAUCUAGUCUCAAAACAGGUACUGUGCAACCAGUGACUAACAGAAGGACGUUUUCUCCUAGCAUGAGUACUAUUCCAGAUCCUGCAUAUUUUAUGCAGGCAGCGAUUAAUCAAGGUAUAUCUAGUCUUAACACAGGUACCCUGCAACCAGUGAGAAACAAGGGGACGUUUUCUCCUAGCAUGGGUACUGUUCCAGUUCCUGUAAACUUCAUGCAGUCAGCGACUAAUCAAGCUAUUACUAGUUCAGGUACUAUGCCAGGUUUUACUAACUACGUGCAGUUAGUGACUAACAAAGCGAUGUCUAGUCCUAGCACAGGUACAAUGCAACCAGUGAGUAACAAAAUGAUGUUUUAUCCUAGUACAGGUCUUGGAAACGUUAUGCUGUCAGCGACUAACCAACCGAAAUCCAGUCUUAACAUAGGUACAAUGCAACCAGUGAGUAACAAAAUGAUGUUUUAUCCUAGUACAGGUCUUGCAAACGUUAUGCUGUCAGCGACUAACCAACCGAAAUCUAAUCUUAACACAGGUACAGUGCAACCAGUGAGUAACAAAAUGACACUUGGUCUUGGCACAGGUACUAUGCCAGGACUUGCAGCAAGCAAUGCCUUCGCGAACCAGGUAGUGCAAGCUGUCCCGGCAAGGAAUAUUGGAAAUGGUUUGACAACCAAAAUUCAAAGCACAGUUGUCGGGAAUCAUUUGAUAAUCGCACCUCAGGGUGUCUCUCCUACGAAUUCAAAGACGACGAUGUUCCAUCCUUCCAAUCCAGGAUUGGUUGGAUCUGGUCAAAAAUCUCUCGCGUCGCCUGCAACCUCGCCAGCUGUGAUGUCUGGACUACCGAUGAUAUCUCAAAAUGUCCAGGCCUUGAGGCAAAUGCAACAGAACCCAGCCAUCGCUGCCCUGAACCAGAGAAUGGGGCAGAUGAUCUUUGCCAAACCAGGAAGGCAGAACGUGGUCCCAACAGCUGGCCAGUUCAUGCUCGUGAACCCACUACAAGGUAUUAAUCCUGUACACCCUGGCUUUCAAGGACAACUGGGACAGAGCGCCAUGAGUCUCGAAGGUCUCAUAACACAGCACCACAUUUCUAACAACGUGUUUAUGGGAAACCCGAUGUUCGCACCACAGGUCGGAACGAUUGUCAAGCCAAACUUGCUGAUGCCCAAAGGAGCAGUUGUGUCCAAGGUAUCUGGGGGAGAAACGGAAGUGAUAACGGCCGAUGGAAAAAGAGCUAAGCUGGAGGGGGGACAAUUUGUAUUUGAAGUUUAAAUAGAUUUUGUUAAGCGUAUGCGAAUCGUGUGAACGGUCACGAGACAUUUGUCAUCUAAAUAAUUAUGGUAACCAUGACAUCUGGUUGAGAAAAAAAAAGAGAAUACAAGUUAGUUUUGCCGUCACUAUGUCACCUGUAUUAUCGUUUAGCGGCAAAGGAUCUUUUAAAAAUUAAUAUGCGGUUACUUACCCACAUAACGGAGCAGGCGCGGAUCCAGGAUUUUAAUCAUUAUUUUACCUCGUCUAUUGCCCUAGGUAUUAUAGAUUAAAAGUGUUCGCCGCGUCUUCCAAAUGACUUAAUCGUGUUGUUUUAGAGGACAACUGAGGAGUUUUUCCAUGGAUCGGCCGGGUUCACCUCUCUCCUUCUGGCAGGCUUGGCACACAAAACGCAAUACUAAAUUAACCAUCACUGGAUUUUUUACACCACUCCCCUAGUGGCACCAGCGAUUAAACUCUUAUAACCCUUUGGCGUCACUCUUCAAGUGACGUCGGUUUAGGAAGUUAUAAUAACUUCCUAAACAACUAGUUGGCUGCCAGGAUUGGACUGAACCGCGGUUGGACACGGUGGGGUGUGUGUGUGUGUGUGUGUGGGGGGGGGGGGUGAUGGGAUGCCUGGAGUUAGGGCAUUCUUUGGGG
This is a messenger RNA of Gigantopelta aegis, 3302 nucleotides long. RefSeq lists its product as uncharacterized. NCBI's taxonomy places the organism in Eukaryota, Metazoa, Mollusca, Gastropoda, Neomphalida, Peltospiridae. The transcript is spliced from 5 exons. The record is from RefSeq and is a predicted model, not a curated record. The coding region runs from base 18 to 2666 and encodes 882 amino acids.